CAUCAGGACAGCGCAGAAGUUUCCCUCCCACCAGCCCCUUGUACGUCUACCAGUUCUACCGUAGCAGCCGACAGAGGAUCGCAGAAUAAGCCAGAAACGGUCCAAGAUCAAGCCACAGUAAAUACAGCCGCUACCCAACAUGAUGUGCAGAUGACGAUGAAGGUUGUACAAGCGAAUGAACAGCGGUUUCUUGAAAUUGAGCCACCGAAGACGAGGAACAGAGCAACAAGAGAAGAAGGAACUAUGCGACUCGCUUAUUGCAUCAAAAACACGACUCAGAGGAAUGUACGUGACAAAUAAAAAUACAAAUAUAAAGAGAAGUUUACAAAAUGAACAGAUUCUUCAAGAAAAAACAAUAUGUGACUUAGAUGCCGUUCCAGCAACGAAUAUGAAGGAAACGAAAAGUAUGCAAAAUGAACAGAUUCUGCCAGUAAAAUCAAUAUGCGACUUAGAUGCGAUUCCAGCAACGAAUGUGAAAGAAACCAAUCAUUUGGUGGAAACCUGGUGUAAUAUUGAUAAAAGCAGCCAACUACAGGGACAUGAAGAAAUACAUGAAUCCGAUAAAGUUUCACACAGUAGUAAAGUUAUUGAACAACAAUGUAAACAAAUUAAGGAUAUUUCAAAUAAAAAUACACGCAAAAGAAAAUUUACCGAUGUGAAUAAUCAUAAUAAUAAAGAUAAAGAAAAAACAGAGUCUGUCAACGUACUAUGGGAUUUACCUUGUGAAGUAGCAACACAAGGAGAACAAAUCGAGAAAAUAAAAGAUGGGAAUAACAGAAUAGUGGAUUUCAAAUAUUUUACCGAAGAGCUUAUGCGAAUAUCCAGCCACAAAUCACUAUUCCAAUGUUCUUUCAACACCAUGGAGCUAAUUUCGGAAAGAAAACAUGGUGAAAUGGGAAAGCGUAAGGAAAAAUAUUAUAAGAAGAAAGUUGGCGCUAAUUUCCGAAAAAAAAAGAAAACUAAAAAUAUACCGUUACAUGAUGCGUUGGCCGUUGAGGUGCAACAACAGGACGAAACGAGAGUAAAUAAAGCCCUCAAGGAUGUUGUUCAAAGUGAGCGAGAUCUUAAAAGGUAUUUGAUUGAUUUACCUAAACCAUCAGCCUCUCUCAUCAUCGGCUCUGACAGCCCUGCUGAUGCAGCUACUGUUCACCAAAGUGCUGAAGUUCAGAUCCAACAAGAGGAGAAAAUCCCGCAGGUUUGUCCGAAGUGCUACUCGGAGCUUCCCGCCUGUUUCCUGGCAACACAGACUCAACAUAAACAAGUGAGAUCAAUAAUAGCGAAGGUAUACCACUUCUUGGAGCGCGAGUACGAACAGUUGAAGAGCUUGCACCCGGAGACGGACUGGUCUCCGCUGAGCAGGGUCAGGCAGCGCGCGGCCGUCGCCACCGGCGUCUCGGAGCCCGACGUGCUUCACAUACUUAGCGAGGAGGCUGACACUCGCGCCGCUGACGAAGACCCGCCCAGGAAACGACCUAGAACUGAAAACCAGAGUGAAUAUGACGACGUAAAUGAGGCCGAACAGAUCGAAGAAGCAUUACAUGAACCGGAUGUGUACGUUGCUACGAAACCCGCCUUAGAACCUAACCCACUUGAGGACAGCGAAGACGAAACAAUAAUUAUUAAGGAAGAACAAGAUGACAAUAUAACUUAUUAUACUGUUAUGGAAGCAGUGUCUGCGCCCGAAGAGACAGAAGAUCAGUCCAGUGUGUGUAUACCGAAACCAGAGCCGCCAGAUGUGCCUCACAGUCUAGAUAUCAAUUACAGUGUAAACAGCUCUGCUGUGGAGGCGUGCCGCGAUGACAUAGUGCGACGAGACAAACAGACGACUAUAUCUCAACCAGCACCACAUGUGCACACUCAUGGGCAAUACGAGCACACAGAAUCAAGAGCACUCCAUUCCAACAUAUCUCAACCUUCGGACUCGAUGCUACUGCAAGUGAAACAGGAAGAUAUAACUAUAGAGGAAGAGGGAGUCAGCUAGCACUGAGAAACCGCUCAACUUAUUAUUUCUAUUCUUAUCUAUAUAGUAGUUUAUUGAAAUGUGUAAAGUGUAGGCGUACUUACUUUUUAUUAUAUACUAGCUUUUGCCCGCGACUUCGUUCGCGUGGAAUAGUGGCUUGCGGCAGAUUUUUGUUUUACCCACAUAUUUCCCGAUCUCACGGGAUAGAUGGCGCUGUAUGUCCGGAAUAAAUUUUUUAAAUAAAAGCUAUCCUAUGUCCUUUCUCAAGUUCCAAACUAUGCCUUUAUACCAAAUUUCAAACAAAUCGAUUCAAUAGCUUAGGCGUGAAGAAAAGACAGACAGACAGACAAGAGUUACUUUCGCAUUAGUUAUAAUAUUAGUUUGGAUAUUCCGGUAUAAGACUUUAAAUAACUUGUUUUUAUUUUGAAAAGUAUUUCUCGAGCAAGGUUUAUUUGUGUAUGCAUCUUAAGUAAGUAAUCAAAACACUUCUUUGUAUAAUUCACAUCGUACUCUGAUUGUAAUUAAUAAAAUUCUCAGUUGUUUUGCAUUUUCUUAGUUUUUAAGUAGGUUGCAAAUACUGUGUCAAUUUUUCAUUUUUUUUAAUAAAAAUUUGUGAUAAU
Molecule: messenger RNA, 2580 nt
Organism: Helicoverpa armigera (cotton bollworm)
Lineage: Eukaryota; Metazoa; Arthropoda; Insecta; Lepidoptera; Noctuidae
Exons: 20
Coding region: 176-1981 (601 amino acids)
Source: RefSeq, a predicted model, not a curated record